This is a messenger RNA of Trifolium pratense (red clover), 2105 nucleotides long. RefSeq names its product ATPase family AAA domain-containing protein 3C-like. The transcript is spliced from 8 exons. Gene Ontology annotation, biological process: mitochondrion organization. Bases 159 to 1961 code for a protein of 600 amino acids. The record is from RefSeq and is a predicted model, not a curated record. NCBI's taxonomy places the organism in Eukaryota, Viridiplantae, Streptophyta, Magnoliopsida, Fabales, Fabaceae. Gene Ontology annotation, molecular function: zinc ion binding; ATP hydrolysis activity; ATP binding. Gene Ontology annotation, cellular component: mitochondrion.
AAAAGUGAUUAUUUUUCGGGUUUCAAAUCGGAGCUCCGAAUAGAAUAACCAUUUCGUGUUCGGAACCCUACCAAAACCCUGAACCUUCUUUUUCACCUUAAACCAUUCUUCUUCUUCUUCUUCUUCUUCUUCUUCUUCAACCAACCUUAACUUCUUCAAUGGCGAAAACUUACGCCGCCGGUUUAUUAUCGGCCAUAACCGCCGCCGCCACCGCAACCGCUGCCACAUCUCGUUUACCACAAACAACUUUCUCCGAUGGCGCCAUUCCUUCAUCUUCAAAAACCGAAUCAUCUUCGAAAGUUCAAAAUGAUAAUCCAAGGACUACAUCUGCUGGAUUUGAUCCUGUACCUCUUGAAAAAGGUGGUGAAGCUCUUAAACAAAUUGCUGCUUCAUCAUACCCUAAACAGAUAUUUGAAAUUUUGAAGAAACAAGAGGAGACUAAACAAGCUGAAUUCAAAAAUAAGAUUGCUGAGUAUCAACAAAUGAAAGCACAAUUAGAGACUGAAAAACAAAAGAUUACAUACGAAGAAGAAAAAAAGCUGGCCCAGAGUCAGGCACAAAUAAAAUCCCAGAUGGCUAAAUAUGAGGAUGAGUUGGCAAGGAAGAGGAUGCAGGCAGAAAAUGAGUACCAUAGAAUAAGGAACCAAGAGCUUGUAAAAUUGCAAGAAGAAUCAGAAAUCAGACUGGAGCAAGCUCGACGUGCAACAGAAGAAAGAAUUCAAGCACAACGAAGGCAAACUGAAAAGGAGAAGGCUGAGAUUCAACGCGAAACAAUCAGAAUAAGUGAAAUGGCGGCAGCAGAAGCGAGAGCGCACGAAGCAAGGCAAUCCGAAGAGGUUAACAGACGAUUACUACUUGAGCGUGGUGAUGCAGAGCGAGAAAAAUGGAUUUCUAUUAUACAUGCUACCUUCGAACAUAUUGGAGGGGGAUUUAGAGCCAUUCUAACAGAUCAAAAUAAGUUGGUCGUAGCAGUUGGUGGAGUGACCGCUCUGGCAGCAGGGGUCUACACAACAAGGGAAGGUGCACGGGUUAUUUGGGGAUAUGUUGAUAGAAUAUUGGGACAACCAUCAUUGAUCCGAGAGUCCUCCAGAGGGAAAUACCCCUGGUCUGGCAUGUUUUCUCGAGCAAACAAUGGAAAGGGUUUUGGCGAUGUAAUUUUGCAUCCUUCUCUUAAUAAAAGAAUUGCGCAGCUGGCCUCUGCAACUGCAAACACAAAAGAAAAUCAGGCACCGUUCAGAAACGUGCUUUUUUAUGGUCCUCCAGGAACAGGAAAGACAAUGGUUGCCAGAGAAUUGGCUCAUAAAUCAGGAUUGGAUUACGCAUUGAUGACUGGAGGAGAUGUUGCCCCACUGGGAUCGCAGGCUGUAACAAAGAUACACCAGUUGUUUGAUUGGGCCAAGAAGUCCAAUAGGGGUUUACUACUUUUCAUUGAUGAAGCUGAUGCAUUUCUAUGCGAGAGAAACAAAACCUAUAUGAGUGAAGCACAAAGAAGUGCACUAAAUGCCCUUCUCUUCCGUACGGGUGAUCAAUCUAAAGACAUAGUCCUUGCCCUUGCAACCAACCGUCCUGGUGACCUUGAUUCAGCUGUGGCAGACCGUAUUGACGAGGUCCUAGAAUUUCCUUUGCCCGGAGAAGAGGAGCGAUUUAAACUUCUUAAGCUCUACCUAGACAAGUACAUAGCUCAAGCUGGAUCAAGAAAAUCUGGUUUUUCACUAUUCAAAGCAAACCCACAAAAGAUAGAGAUUAAAGGAGUGACCGAUGAUAUCAUAAAGGAAGCCGCAGCUAAAACCAAUGGAUUUUCCGGAAGGGAAAUAGCAAAACUGAUGGCAAGUGUCCAAGCUGCGGUGUAUGGAAGCGAUAAUUGUGUCCUUGAUGCAAGCUUGUUCCGUGAAGUGGUAGAUUAUAAAGUUGCCGAGCAUCAACAGAGAAUAAAAUUGGCAGCUUCUGACAAACCCAAUUAGUGCAUAGAGAGAGGGAUUCUGUCAUCAAUCUUCUAAUGUAGUGCUGAUCUAUUAUUUAUGAGCGUGCUUUUAUUCAUUAUUUGUUCCUAAUUGAUGGGAAGAUUUUAGAAUUAAAUCAUAGUGAAAUCUUAUUUAAGGCAUCAA